This is a messenger RNA of Liolophura sinensis, 1477 nucleotides long. RefSeq names its product androgen-induced gene 1 protein-like. The transcript is spliced from 7 exons. The coding region runs from base 160 to 876 and encodes 238 amino acids. The record is from RefSeq and is a predicted model, not a curated record. NCBI's taxonomy places the organism in Eukaryota, Metazoa, Mollusca, Polyplacophora, Chitonida, Chitonidae. Gene Ontology annotation, cellular component: endomembrane system; membrane.
CAAACAUGAAAAGUCUCGCUCUACAUUUACCGGCCUUUGCGGUUUUAUUUUACGGCUUGUCGUGGGACGUGAUCAACGUUAGCAUUGGCUGGGAAGGUUAUGGAGGGAAAUUCAAAUACCUGACUUUUUGGGAUCAGUGACUUUGUAUAGACGUCCAGUAUGGAACAUCCUUUAACUGUGUUGUACCAUGUGACUAUCACACUGACUUAUGCAGCUUCCUUGUUGUAUAACAUCUUGUAUGUUAAUGAGGAAGGAGGAAACACUUUAACCUACAGAGGAUAUGGAGGGAAAUUCAAGUUCCUCACAUUUUGGAACUUUUGUCUUCAGACGUUCUAUUUUGGCUUAUGCGUGGUCAAUGACUUAACAGGGACAAACCCCGGGCCUGGUCCCGCACAGAGAAAGAAAUCCAGUCUGAAAGCCUUCAUUGACAAAUUCCUGGCCUCUAUAGGCUUCCCCAUGGGUGUUUUUGUGGUGACAACAUUUUGGGCAAUCUUUUACGUAGACAGAGAGCUGGUGUUCCCGAGAAAACUGGACGGCAUUAUCCCACCCUGGCUCAACCACAUCAUGCACACUGUACCUUUACCAUUCCUGCUGUUGGACAAGUACAUGGUGUACCACGAAUACCCACCCCGGGGAAAGGCCAUGUUAACCACUAUUGUCUUUGCAUCUGUAUACCAAGCCUGGAUACUGUGGAUAGCUUAUUACACCAAUUUCUGGGUGUACCCAGUCCUGGAAGUUCUGAACAACGCUCAGCGAUGUGUGUUCUUCCUCACCCUCUGGGCAUUCCUCAUUAGCAUCUACCUGCUGGGGGAGGGGCUGUCAGGAUUCUGGUGGAGAUACGAGAAGGCAAAAGCUGUAACAUCCAAAAAACGCUGACAAGAAUUAUUUAUAGAAAAGAAAAAUUAUUUCAUUUGAAUUUGCUCAUAAUAUAUAGAAUGUAAAACAUGUUUAUGUGGAAACUUUGGAGUUUAGAACAUGAUUGUAUAAUACAUAGAUUUCAUUUAUUUAGAGACUUUGUACUGUUUUAGGGUACUUUAGCAACUCCAGCACUCAUAACAAUGACUUAAGGUGAUGCGUAAUUCAAUAUUUCAGUUUUAAUUUAAUAAUUUAAGUUUCAAUAAAUUGUCCAUUCUUGAAAAUGGUUUCAGUAAAACUGAAAUAUUGAAUAAGGGUGCAUCAUUUGUUGACACAGUACUCUACAUUAAUAGCGAAGUUUAUCAAUGGAAAUCUUAAUCUUAAAUUAAUUUAAUAAUUUAAGUUUCAAUAAAUUGUCCAUUCUUGAAAAUGGUUUCAGUAAAACUGAAAUAUUGAAUAAAGGUGCAUCAUUUGUUGACACAGUACACUACAUUAAUAGCGAAGCUUAUCAAUGGAAAUCUUUGUACUGUUGAAAGGAUAUAUAAAGUGCUUUAGUUUAAUUUCCUAAUGUGCAGUUUAGGACAUGUAAUGAGAUGUUUAAAAAAUUUCAACCUUUGUUUUG